Messenger RNA from Echinops telfairi (small Madagascar hedgehog), 1672 nucleotides. It is a transcript of the gene TMEM161A, whose product is annotated as transmembrane protein 161A. The record is from RefSeq and is a predicted model, not a curated record. Lineage: Eukaryota; Metazoa; Chordata; Mammalia; Afrosoricida; Tenrecidae. The coding region runs from base 48 to 1508 and encodes 486 amino acids. The transcript is spliced from 12 exons.
CUUGCGGGGCUCGGAUCAGGCCGGAGGACGCCAAGGACCUGAGUCCCAUGUGGGGGCUGGGAGCGCUGAGGGCGGUGCUGGGAGUACAGCUGGUGGUGACUCUGCUCACAGCCACCCUCAUGCACAGGCUGGCUGCUCAUUGCUCCUUCGCACGCUGGCUGCUCUGCAAUGGCAGUUUGUUCCGGUACAUGCACCCGACAGAGGAGGAGCUCCGGACUCUGGCAGGGAAGCAGAGACCCAAAGGCAAGAGGGAGCGAUGGGCAAAUGGCUUGGGUGAGGAGAAGCCAUUGUCUGUACCCCGGGAUGCCCCCUUACAGCUGGAGACCUGCCCCCUCACGGCGGUGGAUGCUCUAGUCCUGCGCUUCUUCCUGGAGUACCAGUGGUUUGUGGACUUUGCUGUGUACACCAGCGGCGUGUACCUCUUCACCGAGGCCUACUACUGCGUCGUGCACCCAGCCAGGGAGACCAACAUCGCUGUGUGCUGGUGCCUGCUGGCGGUCGCCUUCUCCAUCAAGGUCUUCCUGAUGGUGACACGGCUCUACUUCAGCGCGGAGGAGGGAGGGGAGCGCUCUGUCUGCCUCACCUUCGCCUUCUUCUCCCUGCUCCUGGCUAUGUUGGUGCAGGUGGUGCGGGAGGAGACACUGGAGCUGGGCCUGGAGCCAGGCCUGGCUAGCAUGACCCGGAACCUGGAGCCCCUUCAAAAGAAGCAGGGCUGGGACUGGGCGAUCCCUCUGGUCAAGCUGACCAUCCGCGUGGGGCUGGCGGCCGUGGGUGCUGCGCUUGGUGCCUUCCUGACCUUCCCAGGCCUGCGGCUGGCCCAGACCCACCGAGACGCACUGAAGAUGGCUGAGGACCGGCCAGGGCUGCAGCUCCUCCUACACGCCAACUUCCUGUCACCCCUGUUCGUCCUGUGGCUUUGGACCAGGCCCAUCGCCCGGGACUUCCUGCGGCAGGCGCCUCUUGGGGGUUCAUCUGUCUCCUUGCUCUCUGACUCUGCCUUCGACUCUGCCCGCCUCUGGGCGCUGCUGGCGCUGUGCCUGCUGCGGCUGCUGGUGACGCGGCCUCACCUGCAGGCCUACCUGAGCCUGGCCAGGGUGCGCGUGGAGCAGCUGCGGCGGGAAGCUGGCCGCAUCGAGGCCCGGGAGAUCCAGCGGAGGGUGGUCCGGGUGUACUGCUACGUGACUGUGGUCAGCCUGCAGUACCUGACGCCCCUCAUCCUGACCCUCAACUGCACACUACUGCUCAAGUCGCUGGGUGGCUACUCCUGGGGCCUGGGCCUGGCUCCCCCGCUCCCUACUCCUCCGUCCUUAGCCGAUGCUGCCCCUGCUGGCCCGGAGCGGGACUCAGCCCAGGAGACGGCAGCCCAGAUCGCAGGGGCACUGGGCAGCCUGCUCACACCCCUCUUCUGCCGCGGCAUCCUCUCCUUCCUCAUCUGGUGGACGGCCGCCUGCCAGCUACUCUCCAGCCUCUUCGGCCUCUAUUUCCACCAGCACCUGGGGGGCUCCUAGCCACCUGUGUGAGCCUCAGCCUCCCACCACGGACCCUACACCACAGUGCCUGACCUCAGAGCCCUGUCCCAGCCCGGGGCCUCUGUGCUCUGAGGGGGCGUCGGGGCAGGAGGGCAGCAUGGGAGCCACGCUCUGGACAAAUAAAGGAGCAGGCUGCUCCCUGA